AUGGGGCUACGAUCAGAUACGAUUGAGGAAGGCUUUGCUGAUUGGAUUAAAUCAUGUUAUCUGUCCUACAAACCAGAUGAGAUGAAGACAAUCACACAAGCUUUGUGGGCCAUUUGGAAGGCACGAAACGAGAACCUGUUCAAUGGCAGACUCCAGGAUCCUACUGCAGCAAUUCAUAAGGCUUUGGCACUUUUGAUGGAAUGGUUGGAAGCACAAGAGAAGACGCAUCAAAGCAGUGGCACUAGCAGUAAUGUGGUUUGGAAACCUCCACCAGAAAACUCACUAAAGGUGAAUAUAGAUGCAGGGUGGACAGGAACCGAGGCUAUAGGGUUUGGGUUAGUGGUGCGUGAUCAUAAUGCCAGGAUGAUGUUUGCUGCUACAUAUAUGGAGCCUGCUCGCUUUGAUCCAGCUAUGGCGGAGGCAUUAGCAUUGAGAUGGAGCUUGAGCGUGAUUGAGGAACUGGGCAUGGAUGAUGUGGUAAUUGAGACAGACUCAAUGAUAGUCUACAAAGCUAUGAGGGAGGCUCAUUGCAAGCCUUACAUUGAGCCAAUUAUUUUAGACUGCAAGUUUUUAGCCUCCAUGUUUCCUAAGUUUUCCAUUAGUCAUGUAAAAAGAAAAGCUAAUAAUUCAGCCCAUUCCUUAGCUGCCUUAGCAAAUGAAUUCCCCUCUAAUGUGUGGUGGGAUAAUCCUCCUCGCUCAGUUGCAGAGGCUAUCUUUGUAGAUGUUUUUUCUUUUGAUUAA
Molecule: messenger RNA, 741 nt
Organism: Lotus japonicus
Lineage: Eukaryota; Viridiplantae; Streptophyta; Magnoliopsida; Fabales; Fabaceae
Exons: 1
Coding region: 1-741 (246 amino acids)
Molecular function (GO): nucleic acid binding; RNA-DNA hybrid ribonuclease activity
Source: RefSeq, a predicted model, not a curated record